Molecule: messenger RNA, 972 nt
Organism: Phaeoacremonium minimum UCRPA7
Lineage: Eukaryota; Fungi; Ascomycota; Sordariomycetes; Togniniales; Togniniaceae
Product: putative cell lysis protein
Exons: 5
Coding region: 1-972 (323 amino acids)
Source: RefSeq, a predicted model, not a curated record
AUGGCCGACAGCGCUGAUACUGCUCCCGCCGUCAAUGGCGGCUCUGGCGUCGACUCUCUCAAGACCAGUAAGGUUGCUUUUGACACGGUUGCCAACGGCCCCGUUGCCCAGAACGUCAAGGACCAACACCAGAAGACCGCCAACGAGUUCUCCAACCUCGCUGCUGCCCGUCAGACUCCUGCCAACCCUGCUGCCACCGGCCAGCCCUUGACCCAUUACCACUCCUUCUUCUCGGAGCUGCUGUCAUGGAACAACCCUCGUGCCUCCGCCAUCGCGUAUGCUGCCAUUGUCAGCUUCAUCUUCGCAGUUCGAUAUCUUGACGUUCUCCGAUGGGGCUUCAAGCUCACCUGGAUGGUUCUGGGCGUCACCAUCGCCGCCGAGCUCGCCGGUAAGACCGUCAUGAACACCGGCAUCGCGAGCCAGCUCCGCCCCCGCAAGUACUACACCAUCCCGCGUGAGACUCUGGAUGCCGCUAUUGGCGAUGUCCACGAGCUUAUCAACUUCGCGGUCAUCGAGUCUCAGCGCAUUCUGUUCGCCGAGAACAUCUGGGCCUCCGUCUCUGUCUGUGUCAGCGCCUUCCUUGCCUACUGGCUCGUCAAGAUCGUCCCAUACUGGGGUCUUGCUCUGAUUGCUGCCACCACCCUCUUCACUGUGCCUCUGAUCUACACCUCUAACCAGGAGCUCAUCGACCAGCAACUGAGGCAGGCGUCCGACAUCUUUGAUGCCCAGACCCACCAGCUCCGCGAGGUCGCUGGCAAGCACACUGCCCAUGCCACUGAGCUGACCAAGCAGUACAUGGGUGACUACACCGCCAAGGCCCAGUCUAUGCUCCGUGGCCGAUCUGCCUCUCCCGAGGUGAGCGCGAAGCCCGCUGUUAGAGACACGGACUUCCCCGCUGCUCCGACCAACGAGUUCAAGGCUCACGAGGAGCCUGCCGUCAAGAGCGAGCAGGAGCCUCUGAUCGCCACCUAA